UGUUAAACAUGGCAGACUGAAGUUGUGAAUAAAGUUUUUUAUUAGUAAUUAAGCUUAGUUUAAAUAAAAAUUAUAUAGUUUAAAUAUAAAUUUAAUCAAAUCAAAUCAAAUUAUGUUCGAUCUUUUAGUGUUAAGUGAUACUUCGUCGUUGUGAAGUGAUCACAGUGUUACGUUAAUAAUUAAGUGUUGUGUUUAUUUUUCUUGUGAUUAUGGAAAGUUCGAAUGAUGAUAACAGCGAUACCGAAUUGGAUCCACGAAUUCAAAUUGAAUUAGAAAAAUUAAAUACUGCAACAGAUGAAAUUAAUCGAUUAGAAAUUGAAUUAGAUGAGGCAAAUACAACAUUUCGAAUGUUAUUAAACGAAUCGACAAGACGGUUAAAAUUAUUAUCAAAAAAAUUAGGUGGAUGUAUUGAACGUGCAAGACCUUAUUACGAUGCGUUAGAAAUUGCAAAGCUUGCUCAAAUUGAAUGUCAAAGAGCCGCUGUAGCAUUUCAAAGAGCUAAUGAAAUUCAUGCUGCAGCGAAAGAAACCGUGGCAUUAGCUGAACAAAGAUUUAUGAGUAAUCAACAUGAAUGGCAGUUUGAUAAUGCAUGGCAAGAAAUGUUAAAUCAUGCAACAAUUAAGGUAAUGGACGCUGAAAACCAAAAGGCUGAAAGCGGACGUGAACAUCAAAGACGUGCUACAUUAUUUAAUGCCGCCGAACAAAAAGUACAAGAGCUCGAAGAAAAAUUACAUCGUAAUAUAAUAAAAUCACGGCCAUAUUUCGAAGAAAAAGUAUUAUGUUACGAACAAUUGAAAACACAAAAAGAUCGCAUUGAACAAUUACAAAAAGCUGUGACUAAAGUUAAAUACGAUUAUGCGCAAUCCUUAAAACAAUUAGAAGCUAUUUCUGAAGAGAUCCAUAAAAAACGUAAUGGUGGUAAAUUGAAGCAAAGUAAUCGGGAAGAAGACGAUGAUCAAUUACCACCAAGUGGCCCUAGAGAGCCAGGUGUUGGCGCUGAAUUAAACACACCAAUCGAGGAAGAAUAUACACCGUCACAAAUCGUAACGGCAUCUAAUACUAGUACAAAAUUACAACUACCUGAUUUCGAUUUGGAAUUAGAACGAUGCGAAGUGCACAGUUGUUCGAGUGUCACAACCAGUUCAGCUGUUUCAGAACAAGAUGAAACUGAAACACGAGAAGAAGAAGAUUUAGAUGAAUUACGACAACGUGUACGAGAAUUAGCUGUACGUCCUGUUGAUGGUGGAGGUGAAGGGCGUAGUGCUACUGAUGACGCAUCUUGGGAAUCUGAAUUAAAUGCGACUGUCGAUAAAUUAGAUCAUAUGAUGUUAAUGAAAGAGUGUGCUCAAGAAUUAAAUAAUCAAUAUAAAUUACAAGAUAAUUCUAUUACUCCAAGUUCAAAAAGUACUGUAAGUUUGCAAAAUUCACCGUUAUCCAACAAAAAAGAGUUAAAUGAUUGUAAAACACAUAGUGAAAUUAUUAUUGAUCCUAAUAAAUUAAGUGAGAUUACCGAAAUUUCUACUACUACUACUACUACUACUACUAAUGAUGUUAAUUGAAAAUAAUAUUUUAAAAAAUAGAUUCAUUUUUAUCUUUUACCUUGAAACAUGAAAAUUUUUUCCAUUAUAGAACAAAUUAAAACUGAGUACACCUUAUUACAAUAUACGUAUAUUAAUUAAUUAAGCAGUUCUAAAACAUUCAUUAAAAAAAGGCGUAGUAAGAUUUCUCAGUUACAUAUCAGUAAAUUAUUUAUAAAAAUAAACAUUUAAGAAUAUCUUAAAGAAAGUUCUAUAAGUUUCAUAAUAAGAAUAAUUAAUAAUUAGCUAGGUAUGCUUCAAUAAAAAUGCAACAUUGUCUACACUUGCAUUUUUAUUGCGCGAGUAUACAUCAAAGUGUUCUUUGAAACCACACUACCCUAAAAAUAUCGUAAAUAUUUCAAAAGUCUAUAAAACUAAAUAUUGUUACGAACAAUCGCACUAUAUGUUGAACCAUAAAUCGUUGUUUUUAUGAGGUGCCAUUUUCUCUAUAUACUUUGCAAUUGUAGCUGCGAUAUACAAACUAUCCUGCCAAAAAGUAGCGUGAGUUUAUUUAGUAAUACUCAUAAUUUUGCGUUCAAUCAUCAAUUUUCCGGCAUAACCUUUAAUCCAUUAAAAACAUUCAAGUUUAUUUGAAAUGCUCGAUCAUCUUUAAAAAAUCUUCAUGAAAGAGUGAUUUUAGAUUUGGAUACAUUACACGAGGCAAUUAAUUAGACGAGGCCCAACCUUCAUAGUUUUUUAAGGCUUAUUUUGUGUAUCUGCAAUUCUUAUAUUCAAAGCGAAGCGUUAGAACAAGUACAAAUAAAAUUUAAAAGUAAUACUGGAUAGGGGUAUAAAGAACAAGUACAAAAACGUAUCAAAAAAAUCUGUUCAUGUUUCAAGCUAGAACAUUAUAACGAAAUUUUUC
Chrysoperla carnea is the source of this 2442-nucleotide messenger RNA. RefSeq names its product SH3 domain-binding protein 5 homolog. Gene Ontology annotation, cellular component: cytoplasm. Lineage: Eukaryota; Metazoa; Arthropoda; Insecta; Neuroptera; Chrysopidae. The transcript is spliced from 5 exons. Gene Ontology annotation, molecular function: protein kinase inhibitor activity. The coding region runs from base 210 to 1559 and encodes 449 amino acids. Gene Ontology annotation, biological process: negative regulation of protein tyrosine kinase activity; intracellular signal transduction. The record is from RefSeq and is a predicted model, not a curated record.